Messenger RNA from Patella vulgata (common limpet), 2903 nucleotides. RefSeq names its product cys-loop ligand-gated ion channel. The transcript has 8 exons. Lineage: Eukaryota; Metazoa; Mollusca; Gastropoda; Patellidae. Gene Ontology annotation, cellular component: neuron projection; synapse; membrane. Gene Ontology annotation, molecular function: neurotransmitter receptor activity; transmembrane signaling receptor activity; extracellular ligand-gated monoatomic ion channel activity. Bases 108 to 1226 code for a protein of 372 amino acids. Gene Ontology annotation, biological process: regulation of membrane potential; nervous system process; signal transduction. The record is from RefSeq and is a predicted model, not a curated record.
GUGCAUUACCUAUUUCAUGAUAUAAUGUGAUUAAAUAAAUAUUUUUCUUGUCGAUAAAUAUAUUUGAUGGCGUAUGUACUUUGAAUUUAAACAAAACUUUAUUCAAUAUGGACGGGGUAUCUAGUUCAGUCAAUGUUACAUCGAAAGUGCGUGAAGUGUUUGUGAGUUUAAUAUUCUUGAAAGUUGGUGAAAUAGACACAUUACAAGAAACGUUCGAAGCAGACGUUUACAUAAAAGUAAGAUGGCGGGAAUGUACGUUAGAUCAUGGCACAAACAAGUCUUUAGACGAAGCUUCCCAAUCAGAAAUGUGGAACCCUAAAAUUCAGAUCCAGAACAUCAUAGGCUCGCCUAGAACACGGCUAUCAACGGAAGUAGAAUUUACAUCUCAGAGAGAGGCGUAUAUUAUAGAAACCAGAAGAAUUAAAGGGACAUUCUCAGAACAUCUGGAACUUCAUAAUUUCCCUUUUGAUGUUCAGGAUUUAUCUGUAUUAAUCACAACAGAAUUAACUGAUAAUCAAGUAAAUCUAUUGGAAGACGAGAAGGAAUUAAGCCGAGUUAAUCCACGAGGUUUCCUGGAUGCACAAGAAUGGGCGUUACGGGAUCACGUGGAAGCAACCCAAGAUGUCAAUUUGUCCCAUGAAAUAUUCGCUACCAAGAAAAAAUACCCCACCUUAACUUUUACGUUCAUUGCCUUCCGGAGACCUGGUUUCUUUAUAUGGAAUAUUAUUUUUGUGAUGGCAUUGAUUAGCUCCUUGUCUAUGACGACGUUUGCCAUCCCGUUCUCGGGUACAGAGCACAGAUUACAGAUGACAGCUACCUUGGUUUUAACGGGUGUCGCUUUUAAAUUUACAGCAUCACAAUCUUUACCUAAAAUACCUUAUCUUACUUAUUUGGAUACCCAUAUAUUGGGUUGUAUGAUAAUCUUAUCCGGAGCAUGUGUAUGGCAUGCUGUAAUUAGCUUGAUAUCGCCCACAUCAUUGGCCCUUACUUUAGAUAGAGCGGCGUUUGGUGUUCUAGUUACAUGUUUAUUUCUUUUCCAUCUGCUAUUUGGUCUGGUUGUCUACUGUAAGUUGAGAUUAAAGAAGACGUACUAUGACAAAGCUGAAAAACUGUAUCACGAAAAAGCUGAAGCCAUGUAUCCUGAAGUCUAUACCCAAAAAUUCCGAAGAAAACCUUUAUUUAAUAAAAACAAGAGGAACAAGAGAAUAGCUACUGGACCAAUAUAAAAAACGUUAGCGAGUGUGCUAGCUGGGUAGCAAUGGCGGGUACUGGAUAUUCCAGUGGUGGGACGCGAGCCAGGAGCCCUAAAAACUUUUUUUUUAAAUUCCCGGUAAAAUAUACGGUGAUUUCAAGUACCGUAUGUUCUGAAUACAAUCAAUACAAACAGCUCAAUGUUGUGGAUUGGCUUUGUGGAUAUGCAAUUAAACAAAUUGAUAUGAACUUUCGUUACAUUUUAAUCACAAUAGUUAUAGAAGGAACGGCCACACCCUCCUCCCGAAAUCUGAUGCACUUCCUGCACGUACGUCUUCCGUUGGAAACCAACCAACGACUCAUCAAAUGCGCAACGCCCCGGACACAUCUGACGCCAUUCCUGUUGGUGAUGAUGAUGAUGAUGAUGAUGAUGAUGAUGACGAUGAUGAUGACGAUGAUGAUUACCACAGGUCAGAAUGCGGAGUAAGCGGAAAUAGUGUUGACUUUCCGUGAUCCAGUUGACUCAAUUAUGGUCCAGAAUGUCCACGUCAAAGAGACCGUGAAUGACAAAGCCAGAAAUUGAAACAUUGAGAACAUUUCAUGACAGUGAUGCCAGUGUGUUAUAAGAGAGAAGCUCCUGUCUCUGUUCGGAUAAAUAAGGUGCUGUGUUUACCCCUUUUUAGUUAUUCUUUGGAUAUGACCAUCACCUUCCGAUACUUUUACAUUCAUCAGUUGGAAUUUGAUAUUUUCUUCAUAGGCAUCAUUCUACUUCCAAUGAGCGAGAGAGAGAGAGAGAGAGAAAGAGAGAGAGAGAGUGGGGGGGGUAACGACCGCUCGUCUGAAAAAAGGGCAUUUCGGGACUAACACAUUGUUCAAUUUAUUUCAAUAAUUCGCUUGCGCCAGGGGUCCUUAGCAGUGGUAGGAAACUGCCGGAGGACCCGGAGAAAACCAACGAGGUUAUUAGACAGGCUGUCACGCCAGUUGACUCGAUAACAGACAUUAUGUUACAAUGCACACGCGCUAACCAUGCAGCCAUCCAACCCCCCUAUGUCAUUUAAAACUGUGCUACAGAGGGGGGGGGGGGGUCUAGUUGAUUUAACUCGUGCCCGUGAAAUCACAGGAUCAAUCAUUUAAAACUGUGAUACAACUGAUGGUAAUAGUCAAUGAUUGUACAUGUAUAUAUUUGGGAUAUUUAUUUAUUUUAUUUGUUGUGGGGGCUAUUAGUAGAGUGAAAGGGAAAUGGGGUUUAACGUCCACUCGACACAAACUAUGUCAUUUCGGGACUAACAUAUGGUCCAAUUUUAUUUCAAUACUUCGCUUGCGCGUAGGGGUCUUUAGCAGUGGGAGGAAACCGGAGGACCCGGAGAAAACCCGCGAGGUUGGACAGGCGAUCCUACUCCUUGUCAUGUACAACCGGGAAAUUGAAACCAUGCCAGCUGACUCAAUGACAAGCCUUAUGAUACAGCGCGCACGUGCUAACCAUUCGGCCAUCCAACCCCCCGGGGCUAUUAGUAGAUUCGAUCUCUGACCCCUUUCUAUUAUGAAUAAAACUUGUUUUUAAAAUCCAUGAUCGCCACUUGUGAGAUGUCUCCUUUGCCGAUUACAAUGUUGAAUCUCUAAAAGAAAUAUUGUUAUUUUAUUUGUUGUGGAGGGCAUUGGUAGACUCGGUCUGCAGUUCCUUUCUUUUCUGAAUAAAAAUUGUUUUUAAAAUC